AACACAUGGCAAUUUCUUGCAUUUGUUGAUAGCUAUCUGUCCAUCCAGAAUCACAACAACUCGCGGACUUCUGCCACCGUCGAGCUGCGUGCCGCCCUCUUGUGGCCCUGUUGGGUAGCGGUGGCGUGCGCACAUCGGACGAGCCUGUGGCAAGUGCCUCCACGGAUUGUAGUGAGGAAAGGAGAAGCCAGCAAGCGUAUGCAGUUACACCUUGUACAGAGAUGGCCGUGUGACUCGUAUCUUGUCUAAUACGUACAUAAAGGAACGUCUGAAGGUAUUUGCACGUAUAGGUAGGUGUACUUGAAUAUCUCGCCACAACGAAAGCUGACGGGGAAAUAUGUAAUCAAACCAACGAAAGACAAGCAUCUUUAUGGCAGCACGUAGACAUACCAAACCGCCUGCUCCGGUAUAGACUGAGACUCGACGACUCGAGUGUGGAUUUUCAAGUUUGGAUUUACCAACAGGCAGCUACAAUUUUUAAAAGGAAAUAAUUUGAAAACGUGUAUCUUGCCUAUUUUGAGGGAAUAUUGUUUUUAAACAAUUAAUGGCAACGAAGUGCAAUUUAAAGGUCGCUUGAGCAACGUUUGAAAUAUGUUGGUUAGCUAUAGAGCUACAUAACAGGAAUAUACAUUAUAGGGCUUUAGCUAGCUUGCUAGCUGUCUGGUACCAGCUUGCCUAUAAUAAAUCCGAACGGACGUCAACGAGAUGAUACAUUUAGAAUUUACCUGAGAUUCACCUUUUACACUUUGAAGGAGGGAUUUAUCCAGAAAAGGAGGAAAGGGACACCCGCUUCCCUCUCUCCCAGAGAUUGAAAGACUUUCCUUGGCCUGUGUGUGUUUGUGUGUAUAUAGGUUGGCCGAGGUGAAGCUUUAUUGAGGUACCCUCAGAAGGUGCAGGGGAAAGGCUAUGUACUUUAGGAGAUGGAGAGAAGGAAAGUAAGGAUCGAAAGUUAUUGUCGGUCGGGUGGAGAAAAGAAGCACUGUACUGCUUAUCUGUUACCUCUGUAAAGACUCUAAAGAAAGGAGAGAGGAGGAGAAGAGAGAAGGAGGGAGUCUAAUCUAGUGGCAGGGCCCAGUCUCGUAGUCACCAGCAACACUGGAAGAACAGCAGCCAGAGAACCUAGAAGGUGGGUAAGAAGAGGACCACAAAAAGAGAGGAGAGACUGGGACUGAAGGAGAACCAAAAGGUCGGAGGAGAGGACGGGGAGGAGGAGGCGGCGCAUCCCCAUGGCGACGGACCCUGGGGAACCCACAGGGACGGAGGACUCUUCGGAGAAACCUGUUGGCGCACGGGAGGAGGAGACGGACCAGGAGGGCAGCAGGAGGGAGAGGACGCACAGCACCCCCUCAGACUUCCCCUCCUCCCAGACCCAGGAGAGGAGAACCGCAGAGGGAGGGGAGACAGGAGGAGGCGGCGGAAGGGGUGGAGGGCCCGGAGAGACCAGGGACAGUAAGGAAGUGGAGCCCCUGGCGGUUAGACCCAUGUCUCUCUCCACACCCUCGUCCCCAGCUGCGACUGCGGCGGCUUCAAGGUCAGGGGGUCACGGGCCGAGGCUGAGGAGAGAGAAGCGUUUCUUCAGGAAGAGUGUGGAGAUCUGUGAGGAGGACGAUGUGGUAGCGGAUCCCCCAGUUGUCUCGCACUCCGCCCCCCACCUGGACUCAGUCAUCACCCUCGGUGGCACCCAGGUCGCUACCGCCGCCUCUGCAGCCCUGGGACAUGACACGGCCGACCACGACCCAUCCAACCUCAGCUCCACCCAGGACCCCGGGGCCAAGGACCCCCCCUCUUCCGCCCCACCCCAGACGGGGAAGGAGAGAGACAGGGAGCAGGAGGAGGAGGCAGAGAUGAAGGCCGUGGCCACCUCGCCGUCGGGGAGGUUUCUGAAGUUUGACAUUGAGCUGGGGAGAGGUGCCUUCAAGACCGUUUACAAAGGCCUGGACACUGAGACCUGGGUGGAGGUGGCCUGGUGCGAACUACAGGACCGUAAGCUGACCAAGGCGGAGCAGCAGCGUUUUAAGGAGGAGGCAGAGAUGCUGAAGGGCCUCCAGCACCCUAACAUUGUCCGUUUCUAUGACUCCUGGGAGUCAGUGCUGCGAGGGAAGAAGUGCAUUGUCCUGGUCACCGAACUCAUGACCUCGGGAACCCUCAAAACGUACCUGAAGCGCUUCAAGGUGAUGAAGCCCAAGGUCCUGAGGAGCUGGUGUCGUCAGAUCCUGAAGGGCCUUCACUUCCUCCACACCCGGACCCCUCCCAUCAUCCACAGGGACCUCAAGUGUGACAACAUCUUCAUCACCGGCCCUACCGGCUCCGUCAAGAUCGGAGACCUGGGAUUAGCCACUCUCAUGAGGACCUCCUUCGCCAAAAGUGUCAUAGGUACCCCUGAGUUCAUGGCUCCAGAGAUGUACGAGGAACAUUAUGAUGAGUCUGUGGACGUUUAUGCCUUUGGGAUGUGCAUGUUGGAGAUGGCCACCUCAGAAUACCCCUACUCAGAGUGCCAGAACGCUGCGCAGAUCUACCGCAAAGUCACCAGUGGUAUAAAACCAGCCAGCUUCGAUAAAGUCAACGACCCAGAGAUCAAAGAGAUCAUCGGGUGCUGCAUCCGCCAGGACAAGAGUCAGAGGCUGUCCAUCCGGGACCUGUUGACCCAUGCGUUCUUCGGGGAGGACACAGGGGUGCGUGUGGAGCUGGCAGAGGAAGACACGGGCUGUCAGGACUGCCUGGCCCUCAGGAUCUGGGUGGAGGAGCCAAAGAAGCUGAAGGGAAAACACAAAGACAAUGAGGCCAUCGAGUUCAGCUACGACCUGGAGAACGACAGCGCAGAGGAGGUGGCUUCGGAGAUGGUGAAGUCAGGCUUCUUCCACGAGAGCGACGCUAAGGUGGUGGGUAAAUCCAUCCGCGACCGCGUCACGCUCAUCAAGAAGUCCCGUGAGAGACGCCAGCAGCAGCUGCUCCAACAGCAGCAAGGCUUUGAUGAGAGACGGGACUCCACCCUCACCUCCUCCACCUGCUCUCACCUCUCCUCCCUGGGGCCUGGGGUGGCUGGGCUGACAGGGGGAGGUGGGGGAGGAGGGCAGGGGGAGGUUGAGGAGCUACCAGAGGUGGAUCAGCAUGUGAGGCAACAGCAGCAGAUCCACAGUGGGAAUCCUCUGAGCCUGCCCACAGGAGGUGAGAGCAUUGGCUCAGCUAGCUGUGAAUCCUAUGCCAGUGGCCAGAGCCAGGCAUACCCUCAGCAAGGGGAGUCAUACGUGCUCUCUCAACCCAGCCUCCCUGCUGCUGCCUCGGCAAUUUUGGCCCACCACGAAAUGCUCCCGAUUGGUCAGAGCGGAGGAGUUCCGAACGUACCUACUGGUCAGAGUGGUGGGAUUUCCGCCAUGUGCAUUGGUCAAAGCAGUGGUGGGGCACCUGUUGGUCAGCAGACUUACGUUCAGCCUGUUGCUAUGGCAACGCAAGUCUCACCAGGUGUACCACAGCAGUAUUCUCAGUCAUACCAUUCAGAUGGAUCACAGAUCGCACCAAUGGCCCCUUCCCAGUCCUGCGCAACCCCAGUCUCGCCCCAAGCACAGCUUAACAUUCUUCCAGCUCCCAUUUCAGUGGGAGACCCAACAGGACUAGUGGGAGUUGGUGGCAUGGAGGCCAUGGUCCCUCUCCCACAACAGACCCAGGCCAAUGUCACCCCUAACAUCAUGCAGGCCUCUGACAUCCAGAUGACACCCCAGCCUUUAACCCAGCAAGCACAGCCUUUCAUGAUUACCCAACAGCAGACCAUUGUUCAACAACAGCAGGUACUGAUGGAGCCACAGCAGCAGCAAAUGGAGGCUCAACAAACCACCCUGCUUCAGCAGCAACAACUACACCAACAACAACAGGCCAAUGUAAUUCCCCAGACGGCGGUACUGAUACAGCAACAUAUAGAACAACAGCAGCAGACUAUAGCAAUCCAACAGCAGCAAACUACUGAGCUUCAGCAGCAAGUGUAUGUGCAGCAAGCUUUGGUUCAGCAGCAGCAGCAACAGCAUCCUCAGCAGCAGGCCUUACUACCACAACAACAAUCAAUGGACCAACAGCAGCAACAACAACAGGCAUUGUCAUUACAGCAAGUGGAUCAAACCCAAGCCUAUGUGCAACCACCGCUAAACGACCUACAACAGCAGCAACAACUGCAACAGCAGCAAACAUUGUUGCUACACCAGCAGCACCAGAUUGAACAUCAGCAACAACAACAAGCGAUGUUACUAGAACAACAACAGCAAGUGUACAUACAACAGCAGCUUGAGCAACAGCAGCAACAGGCGUUGCUACAAAAGCAACAACAGGCACGACUACAACAGCACCAACUGGAGCAACAGCAAGCGCUGUUACAACAGCAAAUAUUUGAGCAACAGCAGCAGCAAGCGAUGUUACAGCAGCAGCAACAAGAGCAGCAGCAACAGCAAGCCUUAAAGCAACAGCAACAACAGGCGCAACUACAGCAGCAACAGCUGGAGCAACAGCAAGCGCUGUUACAACAGCAGCAGUUCGAGCAACAGCAGCAGCAAGUGCUCCUACAGCAGCAACAACAACUGGAGGCUCACCAAGCGAGCCAGAUCCAACAACAACCGGAAAUGGAUCUACAACAGCAGCAAUCACUGCAUCAACAACAGCAAGCUGUGCUGCAACAACCGACCCAACUACAACAACAGGCGGUCGUCAGUCAUCCAAUCGACUCACAGCAAGCUGUGCUAAAGCAACAGUUGGAACAACAGCAAGCCCUGCUACAACAGCAACAGCUUCAGCAGCAACGAGCAGUUUUACAGCAGCAGCAAUUGGAGCAACAGCAACAACAGGCACAACUGCAGCAGCAGCUGGAGCUACAACAGCAGCAUGCUUUGUUACAACAACAGAUCGAGCAACAACGGCAACAGCAGGCGUUGCUACAACAACAACAAGCAGAGAGACUGCAACAGCAGCAGCAACCGAUUCAACAACAGCAAGAGACUGGGCAAUCGCAGCAGCAAAUCGCCAAUAUUCAAUUACAACAAAGCGAGAAACAAGAGACCACUUUGAUUCAGCAACAAUGUGAGCAGUUGCAAGCUUUGAUUCAACAGCAACAAAUUGAUGUGUGUUUGUUGCAACAACAACAACAACAGCAAAACACUGCUAUGUUUCCAACUAAUCACGCUAGCCUAACGCAGCAGCAAGUGACAGAACAACAGCAAGUAGCGCUGAUACAACAGCAACAACAACAGCAGCAGCAGCAACAAGCUGUAUUACUGGAGCAACAACAACAACAGCAGCAGCAGCAGCAAGCUGUAUUACUGGAGCAACAACAGCAGCAGCAGCAACAAGCUGUAUUACUGGAGCAACAACAAGCGUAUGUUGUCCAGCAACAACAGCAGGGCCAUCAGAGCUCUGUCGUUGAACCUCCGCCUCAGAUCCCCCUUGUAGCCCCAACCCUACCAGCAGCAGAGGUUAUACAGGCCGUGCAGGUCCAAGCUCAGAUGGCUGCCCAAGCCCAGGGUCAGGGAGCCAAACCUGUAGCCAUUCAGCCACAGAUUCCCAGCCAGGCUCCACUGGCUGUAGUGCAAGCCCAUGCCCAAGUCCUGGCCCAGAUUCAAGCUCAGAAUGAAGCUCACCCUCAGAGCCCGGGCCAUUUCCCAGUCCCAGUACUCCAGGCCCGGCCCCAGCCUCCACUCAAAGCCCAGCCCCAGAUGAUCGAGGUCCAGAUUCCACCUCACGUGGUGGCCCCGAUCCAGGCACCAAGUCCUCCGAUCCCUAUCCAGUCCCAGGCUCUUAUAGUACAGGCUAUCCAUCAGAUCCCAGCUCAAAUACAGGCCCAGGCUCCAGUGCAGUCUCUCAUCCAGCAGACUCCCCAGAAUCUGCAUCCAACCCAAGUUCUGAAUCAGACUCCGAUUCCAGCAGUUGUUGAGACUCAGAUGAUGCCUCCUAUGAGGCAGAGUCCAGCUCUGGUCCAACCCCAACCUCCAGUCUCAAUAACCCCCAUGCACAGCCAGAUCCAAGCCCAACCCCAGCACGAGUCUCCAGUGCAGCCCAGUGUUCCGCUCCCAGGUCUAGCGCAGCCUCUACACCGCCCCCAUGCUCCAGCUGUACUACUGGCACCGCAGUAUGUCACUGCACCUCAGCCCACCCAACAGCAAGCCAUACAGCCAGUCCUGCAACAACAACAUCAGGACAUCACACAACAAGUUACCCAACAACAGCAACAGCAGCAGCAGGUACUGUUGGAGCAACAGCAGUCCAUGGUGCAGUACCAGCAGAUGAUGCUGUCUCCUGGAUCUGUUGGUGUUGGAACUGUCAUGGCGGCCCCUGCCUCCACAGUCAUAGACCCUACCACCUUGGUCUCUGCUUCGCCUCAACACAUACAACAACAGACUGGGCAAGUGUAUAACCAAGGCCAGCAGGUACAGCUACAACCACAGGUACAGCCUCUCCCACAGCCACAACAGCAGCAGCUGCAAGUAACAGGAAGCCCAGCUGUGGUGCAGCCGUUAAACCAACCCAUACCUCAGGCCCAGUCUAAAUCUAUGCUGCCUCAACCCAUUCCCAUGGAGCAAUACCAACAGCAACAGCUGGUGCAACAGGUUCCACAAGUCGUACAACAGAAACAGCCACAGCAGCUUCAGGCUCAGACAACCCCAGCCCCAAUUCAGCAGGCUCUGCAGUCUCAGCAUCAGCAAGUCUCAAUUCCCGACCCAAGUCAACUGGCUUAUCAGCUUCCUCAGAUCCCCCCACAUCUGUUGCCCCAGCAGCCUACUGUUAACCCAGCACAGACAGCAUCCCCCAGUAAUGUGCCCCAGCUCGGGACUCAGACUAGAGCCCUACCCUUGUACAGUCAGGUAGUAGCAGGAGCAGGAGGUCCGUCACCAUCCCCCCAGCACCAAGCUCAGCUGACACAGCCGCUACCCACCCACACACACACCCAGAUGGCCAUGCAAGCUCAGGCACACACCCAGACCCAGAUCGCUGAGGCUGCAUUGGCGGACUCCACCACCGAGCAACAGCCCCCUCUGAAUCCUUCCCAGGCUACUUCUCUUCCACAGAUGCCCCCCAGUCAUUCUCAUACAUUGUCUCACCCCCACCCUGCCUCCCUGCCACCCCUCCAUCCUGCUACCCCUGGCCCAGAGACCCAGCCCACCCCACCAGAGAGUCAGCUAACCCUGCAUGGCCUGGCUGAUGGUCCCCCGGGCCCCACUUCUCUCCCGCCUGUUGCCGCCGCUGCUGCCCAGCCCCUUGAUUCUAACGCCCCCUCGCUGCUGCCCCCAACCUCAACCUCGCUCCCAGACUGUGACCCUGCUCUGCUGAGCAUUGCUCAGUUUGGUAUGUAUUUUUUCUUUGUGGGUUUUUGCUGUUUUCUGUAUGUCGGUAUGUAUUUGUAUGUGCGUUGGUCUGUCUGUAUUUAUGUGGCUCUACAGGAGAGUCCAAACCAGUCUGGCACAGAGAGACACUCCUCUUCAGGUGCUGUUCCAGCCAAUGGGGAUGGGGAUCUACAGAUGUUGUUAGCCAAUGGAAAACUAGAGAGGGUGAAGUCUCAGAGGAGAUUGUCCUAUCGGGGGGCAGAAAAAGGAUCACAUGCAUUUCAACUGAGUAUGAUCCAGGUGUCCGGCUCUGGGGACAACAUGGUGGAGUGUCAGCUGGAAACCCACAGCAACAAGAUGGUCACCUUUAAGUUCGACACUGAGGGAGACGCACCUGAAGACAUCGCAGAUUACAUGGUGGAGGAGGAUUUUGUCCUUGAGUCAGAGAAAGAUACAUUUGUGGAAGAGCUGAGGUCCAUUGUCAAGAGAGCUCAGGAAAUUCUCCUCGCACAUCAACAGACUGGAUCUAUGGAACAGCUGCAUGUGAGCACUCCAACAGGCACAGCAAUGGAUUGGGCGCCUCAGUCGUCUCCGGUGGGCAGAUGGAGGUUCUUCAUCAACCAGACCAUCAGACACAGAGACUCCACGUCCAACCAGGGAGGAGCGUCCACCCCUCCACCUCUCUCGACCGGAGAGGUCAGGGUGCCCCAGUCUACAGACAAUGACAGAGAGGGGGGUGGAGGAUCCCAGAGAUCGGACUCCUCCUUCGCUGGAAUGGUCUCCUCUCCUCCUCCCCGCUCCACGUCCACCCUGUGUGUCCCUGCCACCGCCUCCUCCCCCCCUGCCUCCGCCUCCACCGUUUCUGCCCCUGCCUCCAUGUCUGCCCCCCCAGCCUCUGCUGCCCCCGCUCCUGACACGACUGCCUCUGCUGCCUCUGACAGUAGGGUUUCCGCCCUGACGUCUAGUCUCGCUAGUGCAGUUGUUGCCUCAGUCCCACACCCAGUCCCCGCUGCCUCGGCUGGCCUAGGCCUAGACCUGCAGGCUUCCAUUGACCAAACUUCCAGUGCCACCACAGCAACAUCUUCCAUCCCAACCACCGCUGCCAACCUCCCAGUCCCUACCAUGGUAGCUGCUUCUGCCACCAUCGCGACCACUACCACCCCCUCUCCAACUGAAGCUCUGACCUCCCCAGCUACUAGUGGGGGCUCUAUGGUGAGCCAGGGCCAAGGACCAAGCCUGGGGGAUGUAGUAAAGGUGGCCACCCUAGGACAGUGUGUGUCUGGAGGGGACCACUCAUCCACUGGCUCAAUCCACCGUCCAAUGGCUGUGGCUGCAGCCGUGGCCUCUCCUCCUGUUAGCCGUGCCGGUCUGGAGCAGCAGCAACAAACUCUGCCUCAGAUGCAGUGCAUAGCAGCCCAGGCUCAGCCUCAGGUCCGGUUACAACAGCAACUCCAGACAGUGCAACAGGUACAGCAGCAGCAACCGCUCCUAGAACAUCAGCAACAACAACACCUGAUGACUGUGCAACUCCAACAGGUACAGCAACAACAGCAAGAGUACCAAGAGCAGAUACAACUGCAGCAGCAGAAGCAGCAACACACAUUGCAACAAUCUAUUCAACAGUUGCAGAUGCUGCAACAACUACAGCCACAACAGCAGCAGUCUGAGGUACAUUUGCAGCCCCAGCUCAGUCACACAGAGCCAUUACAACAACAGUGUAUGUCCCUGCAAUCACAGACAGAGAUGUUGCCGCUGGCACUACAACAGACUCAGAAAAUGCCUGUCCAAAUGCAGAAUGCAAAGUACAACGCACAGUUAAACAUGCAACAGCUACACCAGUUGCCACCACCACAGCAAAAACAACCAGUCAUUUCACAGCAACAGGCAGCGAUUGACUUGCAGCCACAGCAUCAGCAACAGUUAGCUCUGCAACAAGCACUGCAUAUUCAGCAGCAACAGCAAAUGCUCCAGCAACAGCAGCAACAACAGCAGCAGCAACAACAGCAACAACAGCAGCAGCAACAGCAGCAGCAACAUCAGCUGUCAGUGAACCAACAGUAUGUCCAACAACAAUCAGUACAGCCACUAAACAUGGCACUGGUACAACAGCAAGCUCAACAACUCCCUCUAGAACAGACACAACAACUAGUACAGCAACAUCAUCAGCAGCAGCAACAACAAAAACAACAAGAGGUUAACCCUCAGCAGCCGCAGGUGCCCCAGCAGGCUCCUCUCCAGAAGCAGCCGUCAUUACAACAGUCAGAGUGGGAGAGGUCUACAGAGGAGGACAGUGUGACAGAGGAUACAGGCAGUCACUCUGCCCCUUUACAUCCCUCCUCAGACGUAUCUCUGCCCCCUCUGCCCCUCAACAUUAACACAACCUCUGAUGCCCCCCUACUGCCCCUCUCCCUCACCCUGACCCCAUCCCCAGUCCAACCAUCCUCUGUGGCCGAGUCGGACAGCGAGGGCCCUCCCAAAAUCGAGUUUGUAGACAACCGCAUUAAGACUCUGGAUGAAAAGCUGAGGAACUUGUUGUAUCAGGAGUAUAGUAGUGGGGCAGCUGUGACGGGGGGAGCUGCUGUGGCUUCUACCGCAGGUGCCACCGCAGUGUCAGCAGCGUCUACAUCGGCAGGAGGGGAUGAAUCCUCGGAGCCGCACUCGCUCCAACCCUCCUCCUUCCCUUCUCCCGUGUUGUCCUCCUCAGACACCUCUCCUCACUCCUCCACCACCUCCUCCACCACCUCCCGCUCCUCCUCCACCUCUCCUGACCUGGAAAGAGGGAGAGGAGUGGGGGAGGAGGCUCCACCAGCAAACCCGGUGGAGCAGCAGCCCGGCCCGUCUCUCUCCUCCGCCUCCCUCGCUUCCUCCCUCCUUGCCUCCCCACACGGAGACUUGGCCGGGCACCCGCCUAUCCCUGGAGAACUCACCGUUUUUGCUGCCCCCCCUCACUCUGACACCAGUACCCCAGGAGAAGUCACUACGUGGCCCCCAAAUCUGCACCCCAUCCCCCUGGGCCCUGGAUCGCCGCCACAGCACAAUGCAGGAGGUGGAUAUUUUGGCCUAAACCUGACAUGUCCUAGUAUCAGAAAUCCCGUUAGCAAGAAAUCCUGGACUCGCAAAUUCAAAAGCUGGGCGUGCAAACUGCGCCACUCCGCCAGCUCGUUCAAGAAGCCCAGAGUCCAGCAAGACGGUCACUCUAGUGGCAGUCAGGCAGUCAGAGAGGAGAGAGAGGGGGCUUCCUCCAACCCUCCUCACUCACUCAAGGGACGAUUUCAGGUCACCCCAGUGCCCCAGCCCCCUGAGGCCUCUCCCCCCAAGGAGGCAGCAUGCGGUACGGGCAGCAGCCACAGGAAAGUGGGGCGCUUCUCUGUGACCCAGACGGAGGCCCAGAAAGAGGAGAAAGAACUGACGGACAGCUCCCCUGUGUCUCCUGACCUGGAGAGAGGGAGGAGGAGGACCCGAGGGAAGGAGGGAGAGAGGGAAGAAGGGAAGAGGACUCCAGCACUGAGCCACCCACCCCGAGGACAUGGUCACGGGCAUGGUCAUUCUCCCCUGGGCAGUAGCGAUGAUGAGGAGAGUGAGAUGGAGGAUGAAGACCUGAGGAAGGAGCUGCACACGCUGAGAGAGAAGCACAUCAAGGAGGUGGUGUCCCUCCACGCUCAGCAGAACAGACAGCUCCAGGAGCUGUACAGACAGCUGCGCUCCCUCAAAGACCACCGGCAGACCCUGCCCCGCACCCCACCCUUCCCCUCAGGGUCCCCAGCCCUCUCCCCCCGCAGGCCCAGGCAGGCCAAAGCCAAGCUCCGGCCCAGGCCCCACUCCCACAUGGACAACAAUGUACUCGCUGGUCACCCCGGUAUACAACAGUCCAGUAGUUUCUCAGGGGGAGAACAGAGAAAACUGCCGCCAUACUGCAACCCAGAACAAACCACCCUACUGACUACCAAAAGAGACCACAGUCCUCCCUCCCAGGGUGCCAGAAAGAGCAUGUUCACAGAUGACUUGCACAGACUGGUUGAUGAUUGGACGAAGGAGACAGUGGGUCCCGCCGCUCCCAAGCCCUCGCUCAAUCAGAUCAAGCAGAUUCAGCAGGUGCAGGAGUUGGGAGGGUGGCCACAGGCCACAGAGGUGGCUCCUCCUGGUUGGUUCCCUGUGGCACCACUGAACCCCCAGGCCUCCCCAGCCCCCUCCAGCCUCACUGCUCCAACCCCAGCUCAGUACACCACUGGGGGGAGCCUGAGUCAGUGGAGAGGGGUGGGGGGACCACCAGGACCACAACAACAACAAACACACAUGCCUCCAGUCCCUCAGCUGCAGCAAAGUUUACAUCUCCAGCAAGCCCAGCCUACUCACCCAUUACAGAUACAGCCCCUAAUCCAGACUCCACUACUGUCUCAGUCCCUGUCUCCCGUAGAGCCACAGACAGGGCAACAACAGAUACCCCAGCAGCCCCAUUUAGGUGUAGGAGCCCCACCUCCGAAUCAGAAUAAACCUCUGUUGCCUUCCCAGGUGUCCCCGUCGUCUCAGCUGGCCCUAGCUCAGCCUGGGUGUCUGAUUCCUGGGUCUAGCAACAAUGCGGUAGUGGAGCCCAUAGACACUGGCGCUGCUCCUGCUGCUGCUGUUUCUGCCUCCGGUGGCCCCGGGGGGGCAUUGUGCUUCUGCUCCUCCUCUUCCUCCUGCUCCUCCUCCUGCUCUGCUGCUGCUCGACCAUCCAGUGCCAAACUUCACCCCACGCCCCCAACCUCCACUCUUCCUCUGGGACAGCAGUAAAAAGAAAAUGAGAGGGGAAGAGUGUUAGAUUAGGAUGGAACGAGGGAAGUAGAAAAAAAGAUGGAGAUGAUGGAUGUGCAAAAACCAUGUGGAAAGUUUGAGAUUGUGUAUGUUAUGAGAGGUAACGUCUGACAAUGAGAAAAUGGACGCCAUUAUAUUUGUAAAGAUGAGAUGGGAAGUGAAUGUGAGAGAUGGUUGAGUCUAUGUAGACAGAGUAUGUACAGACAGAGGGCAAUAUGGAACUCUUGGGGGGGGGGGGGGGUCAUGAUAUUGGUGUGUUUGAGAUGUACAAAAUUAGGUAAUGUGUGUGUGUGCGUGUUUGUUUGUGUUGCCAUUGAUUCCCUCAGUACGUAUUCCUUGUGUGUUUUGACACCAAGUAACGGCCAUGUUAUUUUUAAAAUCCAACUAAGUUUGACCCAGAACUCUUCCUCCCAAGCUGAGACGUGAAGGAACACAAAACAUUGACAUUAUUAUGCAUUGACAUUUUUUUAUUUUUUUUAUUUGUCAAUGCUUACUUAUAUCGAAAAGGACUAUGAAUUUUAAAAGUGCAAUUAGUAACUGUCAUCUAAAUUGUAUCAUCCUGUGAUGUCCUGAUUUGUCUGUGGUGGCGUUUAACCAAAUAAUUUUGUAGAAGCACGUUAACAACCAAACAUUUACGCAUUAACUGACCUCUUACAUGAGUAUAGCACAAAUGUUUCAACAGGCUACCAAUGAGAUAUAAAGCAGGUGCAACAACAGCAUGUUACAGUAACACCACAGAGCAUGGUAAUAGUGGUGCUACCUGGCUAUUAUCACUACCACAAUGCCACUAAGCACACUGUUGUACAGUGUAGUGCACGGGCAAGGCAUGUACUUUGUGGAUUAUCAUUUUUUACAUUGAUAAAAAAUGUCAAUCAGUAGAUUAAAGAAGAUUUUAAAUAACAUGUUGAGUAACAUGAUUAAAUUGUGAUCAAUAUAUGCUGAUAUUUUGAUUUAAUUGAUGAAUAUGUUCAGUGAGCUUUCAUUGAAUAAACACUCAUCAAAACACUAAGACUGCAUGACCUUACGGCUACAAUGUACCUUGACUUGUCUGCAAUCUGCUUGCACUUGUGCUUAUAUUUCUCACGUCUGCUGCUGUGCACAACAACAAACUCUGAGGUAAUUUAUUGAUCAGAAAUAAAUCUGUUUUAUUUGAGCUAGAAUCAAUUUGUUUUAAGGAAAUGUUGAAUUUCCUCACUACCAAUCGCUGCACUGCAUAUCAAAGGUGCAAUUAGGAAAACUGAUAAGAAAACAAACUGCCAAGUCAUUUUAUGGAAUGGGGAAACCAACUGUAUAUGGGCUGUCCUCAUAUUGCCUUUUAGAAUUAAUACUUUACUGUGUGUGUGUGUGUGUGUGUGACUGUUUUCUUUUGUGUGACAAAAGCUUUGUAAUAUUGCUGCACUGCAUCACAAAUCGAAUCCCCACUACUUCCAUAAAGUAGACUCUCACAUUAGUUGUUACUGUACCAGAUUGGCCCAGCGUGUCAUUGUAAAUAAGAAUUUGUUCUUAACUGACUUGCCUAGUUAAAUAAAGGUUAAAUUAAAAAAGUGUAAUUUAAAAAAAGAAGUUUGUUGUUAGACAGCAUUGUGAGAGCCUCACUGGGCUAUUUGUCAAGACCGAGUACUUUUUCUGGAUUUAAUUAUUAGUGAACAUUUUUGUCCUUAAGUUAUUUUACGUGUGAAUUACUCUUUUGUAAAUUCGACUAGAAGGAUCUGUUAAGUGCUGCAUGCACACAGCAAAAGGUUUACUGACUUCCAUUUCUCAACUUACUCCAGUGAGUGACAGAUACAGGGAUGCACAUGGACAAUGAGAUACAGUACAAUCAUCAUUGCAUUUAGCUAUACAUACAAAUCUGACCAUUGAUAAAUACAUUUUCUGAAAGCUUACUUGGUACUAUAAGUUUUACAGUUAAUGCAGUAUUUCUGUUUUUAUUUAAAUGUAUAAUGAUAGAGAGUUUUUCCCACAGCAAAGAGGAGAUUGUAGAGCAUAUGUGAAAUACUGCUUCAUAGUGAGCUGAAAACUCACUAAAACUAAUGAAAGUGGAAGGAGGAAAAACAAAACAUUCAAAUUCCUUUUGGGGAGCUAAAACAGUUGGUGCUUAUAGUUGUUCACAAACUAAACACUUUACCAAUUGAAUAUGAAUAUAUAGUUUAACAUAAUGGUUUUCAGUAUUUAUGUUUUAUUUUUAUGAGACAACCCACAUUUUCACAGUAAUAUAGUUUAAUAUUAUUAGUGGAGGGGAGGAAGUUACUGUGCUGUCAAGUCAAUACUAACAUGUUGACCAUAUGUCACAGCUUUGAUGAUAUUCAUGAAAAGGAAAUGUGGAACUCGCCCUGAUGUGUUACCAAAAUGUAAUCUAAAGGAAAAAAAUAUUAUUUUUGUAUUUUGAAAUGGGGUUGUACAAAAUGUAAAAUCGUGUCCUGAUCAGUAUUUUAAAAUAUAUCUGAGGUUAUCUGACACUAGAAAACAUUGCUUCUCAUCUCUGUUGGAGUCCCCCCAGGAUAUAUUAUAUUCCUCUCAGACUUUGUGUUGAAACAGAGUAAUAGCUACAUCAUGUUUCAAUUGUGAGAGGUUUUGUCAGUAUGGUUCUAAUCAUAGAGAUAUACUGUAUCAACUUGUUUUUAUCUCUACGGAAACUUGAUUCACUGGACAAACAAUGAAACACCGUCAAGAGGUAGGCCUAGACUACCUUUAGGCCAUUGGGCUCAUCUAACACACACUUGUCCUGAUAUUACACCUGACUGAGAACCAAUGAUUUAGAAGGACAUUUAAAUCCAAAAACCUAGAAAUAAAACAUAUGUUUCUGGUGAUUUAACCUCUGUAAUAUUGUAACUAAUUCAAUUGUUGAUUUUAUUUAUGUUUUUGUAACUAAUCAAAAUAAAUGGUGUUAAACAUCAAACUGUUAA
Salvelinus sp. IW2-2015 is the source of this 14986-nucleotide messenger RNA. Lineage: Eukaryota; Metazoa; Chordata; Actinopteri; Salmoniformes; Salmonidae. The record is from RefSeq and is a predicted model, not a curated record.